Hyaloscypha bicolor E is the source of this 444-nucleotide messenger RNA. RefSeq lists its product as uncharacterized. The transcript has 2 exons. NCBI's taxonomy places the organism in Eukaryota, Fungi, Ascomycota, Leotiomycetes, Helotiales, Hyaloscyphaceae. Gene Ontology annotation, molecular function: carbon-sulfur lyase activity. The coding region runs from base 1 to 444 and encodes 147 amino acids. The record is from RefSeq and is a predicted model, not a curated record.
AUGACGACGAAGGGAAGCUGCAUGUGCGGCUCCGUAAAAUAUGAGUUUACCGGUACACUGGUUUCCUCCCCUUUCGCAUCCAGUUGCUUCAAGGCCAUCUGCCACUGUACCGAUUGUCAAAAAUGGUCUGGCGGUGCCUACACCACCAACGUCGGUGUACCACGCACAUCAUUCACCCUCCUCUGCGGCAAAGACCAUUUAAAGACCUACGACGCCACAGGCGACUCGGGAAAAAUCAACAAACAUUACUUCUGCAGCAACUGCGGAAGCUCGCUGUACACAGAGCUGGAAGUCGUGCCAACCAUGAUGUUCAUCAAAGCCGGUGGACUGGAUGGUGGGAAGGCUGAUUUGGGGAGCGUGGAUGUGGAGUUGUAUGUCAAGGAUCGAGUUGGGUUUUUGGGUGAGGUACAGGGGGCGAAGCAGGAUCCCAAGAUGGAAUACUGA